Messenger RNA from Iphiclides podalirius (scarce swallowtail), 216 nucleotides. Lineage: Eukaryota; Metazoa; Arthropoda; Insecta; Lepidoptera; Papilionidae. The record is from the annotation of a GenBank genome assembly.
AUGGAUCUUCGCCGCACUGGCUAUUCCGUGGAAAACGAUAUCGCGUCGAUAGAGCGCGAUACGUCGAAAAAACUGUGCGGCCAGCCCGCGAAUUCUCGCUCGUCUAGAGCCGCGGCGUCCGGCAAAAAUCGCGUCGGCCGCAUCGCGGAGGCAUCCGUCCGUCCGCGAUAUAAAUUAUUCCCGCGGACCCGCGUAUGUAUUAAUUCGGGGCCGGGA